This is a messenger RNA of Penicillium bovifimosum, 1941 nucleotides long. RefSeq names its product putative chromatin assembly factor 1 subunit A. Gene Ontology annotation, cellular component: nucleus; CAF-1 complex. The coding region runs from base 1 to 1941 and encodes 646 amino acids. Lineage: Eukaryota; Fungi; Ascomycota; Eurotiomycetes; Eurotiales; Aspergillaceae. The record is from RefSeq and is a predicted model, not a curated record. Gene Ontology annotation, biological process: nucleosome assembly. The transcript has 3 exons.
AUGGACAAUAUCUCAACUCUCGCGCCGAUGACGUCGGCUCAAUCUUUUCCCGCGUCACCUUCAUCAGGUCGCAAACGCUCCAUUCACGAAGUCGACGAUUCCGCCGGGCCCUCGCCAAACGCAAAGCGAACAUUGAAUGAGUUCACUGGCGAAAAUCAAGAAAAUCGUGAUCCCUCUUUGCCCUCCCAACCUGAUGACACCUCUACACCCCCAGUCGACUCCAAACCUCCGUUUCCACCUCCACCAACUGUCGAAAUAGUGGUGAGAAACACACCCACUAAAGCGAUGCCUGGUUCUGAUGGUGCUGGGAACGGGGCAUCCCCGAACACCAACUCUGCUUCUGACCCUGAGGCUCAUACACCGGCCUCGAAGAAACGCAAAUUAGACCCCGUUGGGAAGGAUCCCAAACAACAAGAGAAAGAAGACAAAGAGCGUCAGAAGAAUGAGGAGAAGGCACGCAAGGAAGAAGAAAAGGCAAGGAAAGAACUAGGAAAAGCCAAACGGGAAGAAGAGAAGCGGUUGAAGGCUGAAGAGAAGAAGAAGCGCGACGCCGAGCGCGAAGAGGAGAAGCGCCUUAAAGAGGCAGAAAAGCGUAAGAAGGAGGCCCAACGUGAGGAGGAGCGCAAGCAGCGUGAAGAAAAGAAGAAGGCAAAGGAAGAUGAGAAAGCCGCAAAAGAAGAGGAAAAGCGCAAAAAGGAGGAGGAAAAGGAGAAGAAGACACGAUCACAAAUGAAACUGAACUCUUUCUUCAUCAAACCACCGGUACCUUCUUCUUCCCCGGGAGUUGCGGCGGCCACUUCUUCGCCCAAGAAGCAAACUACUACAGCUGAAUCCUCCGACGAACCUCGCAGCUCACUAUCAGCCUAUGAGCGCGAGUUUCCCUCUUUCUUUCUACAGUCCCAUACCACCGUGGCACCUUCUCAUCGGUUCGAGCGGGACCCUGAAGCUCUUGAGCACGUACGCCAAACACUCGACGCAUGUCUAAGCAACGAGCACCCUAUUGAUGUACAUCCAUUCCGCCCAUCAGAAGUCUUCCGAAUAAUACCCCUCCGUCGUGGAAGUCGGCCAACAACUUCUGUCAAAAGCAUCCUACUACAGCUACAAAAUUUCGAAGACCAGAUGGAACCGACUCAAAAUUCGGACGGAAGGCCAUCCUCUAGUCCUCGGGAUCUUUUGCGCAAGGUCAAGAUGAAAUCUCUCAAGUUUGGCGAGGACAUCCGCCCGCCUUAUCAGGGUACCUAUACCCGUGAGGUGUCCGAGUCGUCUUCUAGAAGACUUGCGCGGAAUCCUUUCCACCGAGGGCUUCCGGAAACCAAUUAUGAUUAUGACUCCGAGGCCGAAUGGGAGGAACCCGAAGAGGGCGAAGAGCUUGGCUCUGAGGAAGAAGACGAAGGCAGUGAUGAGGGUGACGAUGAUCUUGAUGGGUUCCUAGAUGAUGAAGAUGAUGCGCUGGCUGAGGGGAAACGUCGUCUGAUCGUUGGUGAUCUGGAGCCCGUUUCAACUGGUCUUAAGUGGGCUGCGGAUGGGGUCGAUCCUGAAAUGCAGGCCUACCGGAUCGAGACUAUAUCUGAUGCGGUUAAGUUUCCCAUCGACCCAUACUCAACUGCAUACUGGGAGAAACCGAAGCCGUUGGAUCAAGGCCCCGCAAAAGGACGUCCUGCACCAGGACUCGAUGGAUUCCUUGUUCCUGCAGUUCCUGGCGCACCGGCGGCCGGCAGUGCCUUGCCUCCUACGUCGAAAGCCAAGCGGCCGUUCCCGCCAGACCUACUGGGCGAAUUCAAGGAGGCUGUCGAGGGCAGUGAUCUCAGUAAGAUUGGGUUGGUCGAGAUCUUGAAGAAACGAUUCCCGAAAGUCUCCAAAGAAACCCUCAAAGCCACCCUCGACCAGGUCGCUGUUCGCGUUGGACAAAAAGAAGUUGAUAAGAAAUGGGUCUGCCGAUGA